CUGUUUAGCGACCCGUCAUCAUCUGAAAUUCUGCUCUUCAGUUCCAGUUUCAGUCCACAGAAACUCAUCAGAGACGGUGUGCAGGACGCAAACGAGCAGGGCGAUAGUACCGAUAAGAGAAGAACAAGUGAACAAACUAACAGAGAGUCUAUAAACAUGCCUGGCCCUGCAGCAAGUGCGACCAAUGUUGGCGCCUCCAGUCGCUCCCCCAGUAAAGCUGUUGCUUCCAGAGCUGCUGGCUCCACUGUCAGACAGAGGAAAGCCACCAGCAGUGGAACAAGGACUGCUAGUCGUGCAUCCUCGGCAGGCACAGGAGGAAUGUGGAGGUUCUACACCGAGGACUCACCCGGUCUCAAAGUUGGCCCAGUUCCAGUGCUGGUCAUGAGCCUACUCUUCAUUGCAUCAGUAUUCAUGCUUCACAUCUGGGGCAAAUACACCCGCUCAUAAACUAGAGAACUGCACCACCUUGUCCCGCCACACCUGCCAUCUUAACAUUUAUUCAACCUGGACCAAAAGCCUGGCGCAAUUUUUUUUUUUUUUUUUUUUUUAAAUUUAAAUGAAAUGAGUAAAACUUAAAUUAAAUGGCUCUAAUAAUUGAGAGUUGGAAAAUUUACAUCACCCCUCCAGGUGUUACACAAAAGCAGUACAUGUGGUGUUUGUCCUGAGUUUAAGCAAAGCAUUUCUACACCUGUACAAUUCUCCAGUCUUUAGCUCCGGUUUGACUGACCUAGAAGAAUUCCCUUUUUGUUAUACAAAGCAUUUGUACAAUACAUAAUGUGUUACUGUACAAUAAAUAUUCAGUGUUUAUGUA
Messenger RNA from Polyodon spathula (Mississippi paddlefish), 811 nucleotides. RefSeq names its product protein transport protein Sec61 subunit beta-like. The transcript has 4 exons. The coding region runs from base 157 to 447 and encodes 96 amino acids. Lineage: Eukaryota; Metazoa; Chordata; Actinopteri; Acipenseriformes; Polyodontidae. Gene Ontology annotation, biological process: intracellular protein transport. The record is from RefSeq and is a predicted model, not a curated record. Gene Ontology annotation, cellular component: Sec61 translocon complex.